Capronia epimyces CBS 606.96 is the source of this 1188-nucleotide messenger RNA. Its product is annotated as 2-oxoisovalerate dehydrogenase E1 component, alpha subunit. The transcript has a single exon. Bases 1 to 1188 code for a protein of 395 amino acids. NCBI's taxonomy places the organism in Eukaryota, Fungi, Ascomycota, Eurotiomycetes, Chaetothyriales, Herpotrichiellaceae. Gene Ontology annotation, biological process: branched-chain amino acid catabolic process. The record is from RefSeq and is a predicted model, not a curated record. Gene Ontology annotation, molecular function: oxidoreductase activity, acting on the aldehyde or oxo group of donors, disulfide as acceptor.
AUGAAGUUUCAAAAUCCUGCCGAGGAAGCUGCUAUGCCGACUUAUCGAAUAAUCGAUGCUGAUGGAAAUGUUGUCGAUCAAUCUAGAGACCCCAGCUCAACCCCUGCCGAGGAAAUCAUCCAGUGGUACCGAAAUAUGCUUACCGUCAGCAUUAUGGAUUUGAUCAUGUUUGAUGCUCAGCGCCAGGGUCGGACCAGCUUCUAUAUGGUUUCUGCGGGCGAGGAGGGAAUCGCUGUCGGAUCUGCCUCUGCCUUGUCACCGGACGAUGUUUGCUUUUUGCAAUAUCGCGAGCAGGGGGUUAUGGUGCAACGAGGAUUUACUCUGAAAGAAAUGAUGAGCCAGCUUUUCGCCAACAAGGACGACAACGGCAAAGGACACAAUAUGCCUGUGCACUACGGCAGUAGCAAGCUCAACGUGCACACAAUCUCGAGUACUCUAGCGACGCAGAUCCCUCAGGCAUCUGGGGCAGCAUACGCGCUGAAGAUGCAGCGACUUAUAAAUCCUAACGUCCCGCCCCGGAUUGUGGCCUGCUAUUUCGGUGAAGGAGCGGCGAGCGAGGGAGACUUCCAUGCCGCUUUGAACAUUGCGGCAACAAAGUCAUGCCCGACUGUGUUCAUAUGCCGCAACAACGGGUUUGCGAUAUCCACAGCAAGCAUUGAACAGUACAAAGGCGACGGCAUUGCUAGUCGCGGCAUGGGAUACGGUAUCGAUACCAUCCGAGUCGACGGAAACGACUUUUUUGCAGUACGUGAAGUCAUGCUAGAGGCCCGGAAACGAGCCCUUGAGGGAGACUGCAGGCCUAUCCUGGUGGAAGCCAUGAGCUAUCGGGUCAGCCACCAUAGUACCAGCGAUGACAGCUUUGCAUAUCGAGCGAAGAGAGAAGUGGAAGAGUGGAAGCGGAGGGACAACCCAAUUACUCGUCUGCGAAAGUGGAUGGAGAAGAAGGGCAUCUGGGACGAAGACAAAGAGAAAGAAGCGAGAGCAUCCAUUCGAAAAGAUGUCCUUCGAGAAUUUGCAGCAGCGGAAAAGCUCAAGAAGCCACCUUUACGAUCCCUUUUCGAAGACGUUUAUGAAGAAAUUACGCCAGAAGCUCGCACUCACAUGAAGGAGCUGAAGGAGCUGAUCGAGAAAUACCCGAAUGAGUAUGACCUAUCUCCGUUCGAAGGUGGCCUGAAGUCUUUGCAGUGA